This is a messenger RNA of Nothobranchius furzeri (turquoise killifish), 3083 nucleotides long. RefSeq names its product WW domain-containing adapter protein with coiled-coil. Gene Ontology annotation, cellular component: nucleus. Gene Ontology annotation, biological process: regulation of autophagy; positive regulation of TORC1 signaling. The record is from RefSeq and is a predicted model, not a curated record. NCBI's taxonomy places the organism in Eukaryota, Metazoa, Chordata, Actinopteri, Cyprinodontiformes, Nothobranchiidae. Gene Ontology annotation, molecular function: chromatin binding; RNA polymerase II complex binding.
GUUUCCUGCUUCCUUCUGCUUCUGCUGCCUGCCAUCCGUUGAGCUCUAUCGGCCGAGUCAACCGCAUACCAAAGCUACAUGUCAGAUGAUGCACUAAGGGUGGUUUUUAAGAAACACCACCCGCUGUGCAAUGCUGGUGCUCGGAGUGCGUCUUGUAGCUGUAUGUUUGGAAAGAUAGACUGAGAGCAGACAGCAGGAAGCUGACGAGAAAAACAGAACUGUGCAAGACAGACGCACAGGAGGCCACGGUUCUCCCUCAAACACACACAUACAUCAUCAGGGCCUUGAUGGUGAUGUAUGCAAGGAAACCAACAAGAGUCAGCGAUGGGAGCAACGACAGAAGGGAUUCACAAUCCUAUCAGACCCAUAAAUCUCAGCCAAAAAGCCAGUCCAGCAGCCUUCACCGCUUCAACAAGGUUCGAGAUGGCUCAUCUGACCCUGCGCCCCCCUAUAAGGUGUUGCGACGGUCAGACGAGAGUCCUGUCAGCAGACACAGUGAAGGCACUGGGCAUGGCAAGGCCAAACCCUCUCAUGCUGUUAGAGGAAAAAAUGGGAUCAGUGGCUCUCCUCAGGAGGCAUCUCACAACAACAGCUCCUACCAAGCAACCGAAUCUCCCGCAAGUCAGAGCAAACCUCCAGACCGGGACCCUGCUGAUGACUGGACAGAACACAUUAGCUCCUCUGGCAAGAAGUACUACUACAACUGUAGAACGGAGGUGUCCCAGUGGGAGAAGCCCAAGGACCUGCUGGAGAGGGAACAAAGACCGAAAGAUUCGGUCAGAAUGGUGGCUAACAGUUUCCCCAAGGACAUGGACUACAGACAAGAGGCGCUGCAGGACAAAGCCACAUCUAAGACAGCAUUGGGGGACCAGUCCACAUUGUCAAACUGCGGCCAAUCCUCCUCCUCCGCCGCUUCCUCUCAGAGCUUAAACUCAGCUGGAGGUGCUUUAGGUUCAGCCCCCUCCAACGUGUCCUCCUGCUCCUCCUCUAUGGGACAGGGGCAGUCCCCGUCACCUGCUCUUCACCAGGACCCCGCUCUCCUGCAUCAGCUCCUCCCAGCGCUGCAGGCCACUCUGCAGAUGAACAAUGGCAGCAUGGACAUGGCCAAGCUCAACGAGGUCUUGGCAGCUGCGGUUACCCAAGCCUCCUUGCGGUCUGUGCUUCAUAAGCUCCUCACUGCUGGACCUGCUUUCAACAUCACUGCUCUGCUCUCCGCUGCUCAACAGUCCAACCAAGCCCAGCAGCCCAGUCAGUCCCCAGUGUCUCUGACGGCAGACGCCUCAUCACCUCGGCCAUACGUCUCACCUCGGAAUGGCACCCCGCAGAACAACCAGAAGUCCCUUUUGGGCUUGCACACUGGCAGCGUCGUUCCCUCGCAAACCAGGGGAGGUGGGUCUUCGGGGAAGCAGGGAGCUCAAACUUUGUGUCAGACAACAGAAAAACGACCAGAAGACCCAAGAACUCUGCAGCAGAGAAGCAGCCAAGAGAUUCCGUGCACGGGAUCAAACCCAUCUGCCUUGCCCAACACGUCCUCCACCAGCAGCAGCCAGACCCUGUCCAACCCCCCUGCCUCCUUCACUCCCACCCUGGCAGCUCAUUUCGAUGAGAACCUCAUCAGACACAUUCAAGGGUGGCCUUCAGAGAAUACUGAAAAGCAGGCAGCUCGGCUAAGAGAGGACUUCCACAACAUGGGCACGCUGUACAUGUCCGAAAUCUGCACAGAGAUGAAAAAGCUUCGCUCCCUGGUGAGAGUGUGUGAGGUUCAGGCCACGCUGAGGGAGCAGAGAAUCCUGUUUCUGAGGCAGCAGAGCAAAGAGCUGGACAAACUGAAGAACCAGAACUCCUACAUGGCGUGAGGACACGGGAAAAGACUCGGAUAGUCGGCGGGCAAAACAAACCUUAACAUGGACAGCAAGCUGCUGCAGCCUCUUCUCAUUCUCUACUGUUAGAAAACAGACAAGAUUUUUUUCUUCUUUUCUUUAGAUUUUUGUUUCCCGCGUCCAGCACACGAACAACCUUCACCGAAAAGUCCAACUGAUGACCGAUUUGAGUGUAGAGACAUCAAGUGGACACAGUAGAACCAAGGCUUUUUGCAAACGGCACCUUCUUGGACCAGACUUUGGAUUGUGUGUAUCGUGUUGGGUUGCCUUGUUUUCUGGUGUGUUUUGAUGUGCAGUGGUGGGGACCAUCUAAUAAAUGUGGCAGGUCUUUAAGGAGGGCGGACAAGCUCACCGGCUUGUCACGCUUCUUAUUUGGACUUUUUCAUGCAUUUGAAUGUGUGAGUUCUUAGCCGCUGAUGUUUCUGGUUUUUUUUUUAUUCACUCUGCUUAUAAAUUGUCAUCCUGUCGCGUCUCAAGCUGGUUGGUUUAACUUGUCAUAAGACAGUGGAAAAUAUUUUGGACUAGGCCUUUUGGAAAGUACUGACAACAGACAAAAGUACCAGUUGAUGCAAAGUUGAUCCGAGUCGCUCCUCUAGUGGGAGGAACCCACCGAUGGUUUGGUCCAACACACUAGAAACUUGUGAAAGCCGUGAUGGAUAAAAGUUGCUGGACCUAUGUUGGCUGCUACGGUUGUUUUCAUCUUUUUCUCAUUCCUUCUAAAGCUUAUAGACGAUUAUUAAUAGUUUUAUUCAUCCAGGUUCCAAUACUGCAUUCCUUUUAUUUAGCUUGUGAGGGCGUUUUGUAAAAGAAAAACAGAAUUUACAGACCUGUCAAGCUAAAUUACUGUUGCACGUGAUUGUUAGCAUAUGAUUGAUGGAGAAAAAAGUACUAAAAAUAAUUUGUGUUUUGUUUAAUUUGUUGGUUUUGUUGUUGUAGCAGCAGCUCUUUUAUCAGCUGACUCUAGCCAGGAACGGGGCAGCAUUUGUUAUUUUUAGGGGUGACCCCCUACCGGAGUUCUUUUUCUACCAAGGUCACAUUUAACACCAGUCUUCACAGUUUAACAAGUGCUUUUGUCUGAUCCUCCUUGAUCUUUUAAUAGUUUCCAUCAGAUCUGAUGUGCACAUGUUUUUGAGGGUGGGGGGGGGACCGGGCUUGGGAGCUUUGUAAUCCAUAAAAUAUGUGAAUAAAUACUAUCCUGCUUCC